CUUUACGAGUACGUAAAUUCUGCGUUUAGGAGGAAAUAUUAUAUACACCAUGGCUGAAAAUCGUCUUCCUCGAGGAGAUGACUUAGCUCAACAAGAAAAUAAUGGCUUUGGACCACUUUUCAAGUGUCGUGGGAAAACUGCUACUGUCACUUCAGCUAUUAUGGUUGUGAUAAGUGGCGCGACGCUAUUCUUCGCGGUGAAAGAUAAAGAGAAGGAGUUUCAUUUCCUGGUGUUUACAGCUGCCCUGCUUACCCUCAGUUUUGUUUUCGGUGAAUUAUUUCGAAGGUUGUCCCUGUUGUCUGAGGAGUUCAAACACAAACGCACGAGAUAUCAAGGAAAGUUGAAGGGUAUUUUUAAGACCACUUUCACUUUCGAUUAUGGCAAGUGUAUUUUAGUCGCUGCUAUCGCUUCCGCUCUCAUAUUAUGUUAUCAGUUGUAUGAACAAUACGAAGUUUUCUCUCGCCCAGAAUUCGCCAUUUUGUUUUUUCUGAACUGUUUCGUGACUCCGCAGUUGUUGUACCUUGUGGGUCUCCGACAGCUCUCUCCUGUGGAAACAUCAGAUUUAAACGAAAAAGAAAACAAGAAUGUGGCUGAUGGGCUGGCUUGGAGCUACUACUUUGGUUAUCUGAAGCUGGUACUGCCAAAACUGAAAGAUCAGAUUGGCAGAUCGGAGCUUUUUCGUUAUGAAAUAACAAGGAAAAAGCUUUUCAUUUUACUGCCCAAAACGUGCUUCACUUGUGCUGACAUCAAAGACGCAGACCCCAGGGUAAAAUGGGUCGGUAAUCUCCCAGAGCUUAAAAUUAGUAGGGGUGGAAUUAAGGAAAGAAUUUACAAGCAUUCGGUACAUAAGAUAGAAAUGCCCCGCCCUGAUGGAACAGUAGAAGGGUACCACUUUAUCUUGGAGUAUGCCACACCUCUGAUGUCCCUUUAUGAUAUGUCUGAGCAUGCAGACGCCCCCUUAAAUCGUGAGGAGCGGGAUCAUCAGGUGGUGUUAUUCAUCCAAAAAUUGAGGGAAAUUCUGGAUAACUCCGAAGAGUGCAGAGGGACUUAUGAAUUAGUGCCAAUUUCAGGAAAUGAUCCAAAUGAGAUUUCAAAUGUCCUGAUUGGGAUGCAUAAUGCUGCCAACAUUGAGAUGCACAAUCCAGAAGCUAAUGGAGUGCACAGACCAGAACAAGAACAGCUCUAAACAAAAUAAUGCUAAUGUGGUGUAGCAAGAAACUCAGUCUGUAAUGUUGUACACAUAAGUUCCUGAUAUUUUACAGGACCUGCAAUAUAGUAAAUGAAAUAUUUCUUUUCUGAUGCAUGUAGGAAUGAGGAGCCUUUGAAGGGGCAAAGAUGUUGAUUACAAAUCUUUAUCUAAAUCUUGUGGCUUAUACUUUUAUUUCACCCAUAAUAGAUACCACUUGAUGUUGGUUAAGGAGACUAACAUUGUUUUUUAGAGAGGGUAGCAAAGGGACAGUCCUCAUCUUGCAGAUUUAUGUUGAUUGUGUUCUGAAAACAUUCAAAGGCACAGCCUUUAAUUUGUGUAAGUGGAGAAGGCUAUAGCCUAAUUUAUUUUGCCCUUCCUUAUAGCCAAGCAGAUUACAUAAUUUGUAGUGAGCCCUUAGUGGGAUAGUAACGUAAACAUGAACAGAGAUUUAUAAAACAGGCUGAAUAGUUUAGUUUUUCUCAAUUUUCAUUUUUCUUUGCUUUGCUCUGUGAAAUACUUAAAUUGAUGAUUGUUGUGCUCUUAUUCUGUAAACAUUUUAAUUAAACCUUUACACCUUUAUAUCAGUAUGCAUAUUCUUCAUACUGUUCUCAAUUACACAUUUCCUUACAAGGAGAAUUUGUGUUUCAAUCACAGCUUUUUAG
Pocillopora verrucosa is the source of this 1851-nucleotide messenger RNA. The record is from RefSeq and is a predicted model, not a curated record. NCBI's taxonomy places the organism in Eukaryota, Metazoa, Cnidaria, Anthozoa, Scleractinia, Pocilloporidae.